This is a messenger RNA of Tripterygium wilfordii, 3084 nucleotides long. Its product is annotated as protein BLISTER. Bases 383 to 2752 code for a protein of 789 amino acids. Lineage: Eukaryota; Viridiplantae; Streptophyta; Magnoliopsida; Celastrales; Celastraceae. The record is from RefSeq and is a predicted model, not a curated record. The transcript has 13 exons. Gene Ontology annotation, biological process: regulation of growth.
AGAGGAAAACAAGAGAAAAAACAAGGAGGAGAUCUGCCAGAAACAAUUUCACAAACAGCUCUCCUUCUCCUUCGCGAUCAGAUCGGACCCAUUUUUCCAUCUGUCGGUACGGAAUUCUAGGGUUUAUUCCUCCUCAUUCCGAUUCAAACCUCCUAAUUCAAAAUUUCAAAUCACCUUACCGUUAAACUUCAUGGUUGGUUACCUCGUUUGCUCUGAAUUGCCCCUUUUUUUUCCGAUUAUUUUGUGAUCUUGGUCUACAGGUGUAUUUUUUUGGAUUGAAGGCAAUUCAUGGUAAUUAGGGUUUCAUGUUAUCAUCCGUGCGAGUGAAAAUUGGGGCUUGAGUUUAUGAGAUUUGAGGUUUUGUGUGGAAUUUUCGGCUUCAAUGGCGUCAGCUCAGGUGCUGCCGACCUCGCGAAAACAAGAGCAUUUGGAAGCUGGAAAAAAGAAGCUGGAAGAGUUCCGCAAGAAAAAGGCAGCUGAGCGAGCCAAGAAAUAUGCUUCCACUAGCCAACGUUACACUUCUGAUGUUAGCAUAGUUCAGAAACAAUUUUUAGAGGCUGAACGUGUUACACACUCAGAUGGCGCAGAUACAUCUGAAGGUCCCAGAACUUUUGUUGAAGGCUUUGGUGUAGAUAUGAACAAUGGCAUCAAAGCACUUGGUCUUGACCAAAAAAGUGAACAAAGUUAUUUGAAAGAUACAGAUGAUAAUGUUUCUUUUAUGACUGAUCAUAGUUCAUCUUUGGUAGAAGUAGCACCAACACAUGCAAAUAAUCUAGAUUUUCAGAAAUUUGAUGCCUCUGAACCUACUGAAACAGUUGGUGUCCAAGAGAUAAAAGAUACGACUAAUGAUAUUGGAUAUUAUAAUGGAGCCCCAAAAGGACCACUUAAAUAUGGGAUUUUUAGCACUUACAGUCAAUCUACUGGGAUGGAGUCUUCUCAGUCGAAAGAAAAUAAAAGUUACAUGAAAGAUUCUGCUGCUAGCCUCUCUGGCUCUCCAUAUAGUAAUUUUACUACAAGUGUUUCAGCUUCGAAUUCUGGCAGUUUUCAAAUGCCUACGAAGCCCAGUUUUACUGGUUUGCUGGCAGUCGGCAGUACUUCGCCUUCUUAUUACGAAGACUCUAUUCAACCUACCUCCAGCUCUAGAGUGUCCAUGACAGAAGUUGUUGAAGAUGUGCAUGGUGCUGCAAAGUCAAACGAUCAUAUGGAUUCUGACUUGGACGAAAGAAAGCGUAGCAGCUUUGCUAGUGGUUCCUCCAGCAUGCAUGGUGCAAAUAUUCAGACAAGUGAUUCCACAGGCUUUGACUCAGAUGUCAGAGGCUCCCUUAAUCAUGAGCCACGACAUUCUACCUCAACUGAAGGGAAUUCUAGGAGAUCCCGCCCAUCAUUUCUUGAUUCUCUCAAUGUUCCUAGAGCUUCUGCAGGGACAAAUUUCCAAAAGGAAGAAUUUGAUAAGGACUCAUUUCUAACGAGUAAUUCAAAUGUUAUUGGUGUAGAUAAUUUCGGAGUAUCUGCCAACAGUAAGUUGUCAAAAGAAAGUGAAACUAUGGGACCUUUCUCUAAGCCGAAAUAUUCUAAUAUGGCCAGCGCUUUUGAGCAUGCCACCAAGUUUUCAGUACCUACUAGUAAUGGAGUUGACGUACUAAAGCCAAGUGUUAAUGAGAAGACCUUGGAGAAAAAUCAUGGGUUUUAUUCACCUAAACAAGAUGAAGAUUUUGCUGCUUUGGAGCAGCACAUUGAAGAUUUGACUCAUGAGAAAUUCUCAUUGCAACGAGCACUUGAAGCAUCAAGAGUUUUGGCAGAGUCCUUGGCAUCAGAAAACUCAUCCCUUACAGAUAGUUACAAUCAGCAGAGAAGUUUCGUCAACCUAUUAAAAUCCGACAUGGAAAAGUUACAGGAUGAAAUCAAGGUCAUAGUGGCAGAACUUGAGUCUGUGAAAAUGGAAUAUGCAAAUGCACAGCUAGAGUGCAAUGCUGCUGACGAACGUGCCAAGUUAUUGGCUUCUGAAGUGAUUGGUUUGGAAGAGAAGGCCCUCAAACUGAGGUCAAGUGAGCUAAAGCUGGCAAGGCAAUUGGAGAACUCAGAAGCUGAAAUUUCUUCAUACAAAAAAAAGAUGUCUAGUCAGGAGAAAGAGCGUCAAGAUUUACAGUCAACUAUUGAUGCUCUUCAAGAAGAGAAAAAACUAUUGCAAUCGAAGUUACGGAAAGCUUCUGGUGGAAAGUCUACUGAUGUUAGCAAGGGUUCUACUCAGAGAAAAGAUAUAGCCACUACUACAGAAGAUUUAGAAACUUCCAACCAGGAAACACAAGGUCCGUCUAAUGUUGGAAGUGAAGCUGAGGGUCUUCCCUUGUUACACGAACAUGGACUAUUAGAUCUUGAAGCUUCAUCUACGCAUAUUCCACCAGACCAAAUGAGGAUGAUUCAAAACAUCAAUGCAUUAAUAUCUGAGUUAGCGUUGGAGAAAGAAGAGUUGACACAAGCUCUGGCAUCUGAGUCAUCUCAGUGCUCCAAGCUGAAGGAUUUGAACAAGGAGUUGUCCCGAAAACUUGAAGCUCAAACUCAAAGACUAGAGCUUUUGACUGCUAAAAGUAUGGCCAAGGAGAAUAUUCCAGCAAGAUUGCCAGAUUCUCGGACCAUUCAGGAAAACACCCCAUAUGCAGAUGAAGGUGACGAGGUGGUGGAAAGGGUCUUAGGAUGGCUUAUGAAGCUCUUUCCUGGAGGUCCAUCAAGAAGAAGACCCAACAAGCUUCUUUGACGCAUGAAUCGGGAUCCCUUGUCAAUGAAAGGUUUAUUCUUAGACCUGCAUUUUUUCGACACCCAUCCAUCCCUUGUCUUAAAUGAUAUAACGGCAACUGCAAUUUGUAUAUCGAGUCAAAUCAUAUAAUUCAUUCUUUUUUUUGGUAGAAGGAAAUUGAGAUUGUUUCGAGUUGCGAUCCUAAAGGUAGGUUUGUCAUUCUUUUGGGCAUUAUAUCCUUGCUGCUGUAAUUGGUUCGUCUUUUUUGGACAUUUGUUGCGUGCGGCGAAAGAUAGUUGUGUUGAGAACUGAUGCAGUUUAAAGAUGCUCCUUAAAUAUGACUUGUUUUUGCA